Molecule: messenger RNA, 1560 nt
Organism: Clarias gariepinus (North African catfish)
Lineage: Eukaryota; Metazoa; Chordata; Actinopteri; Siluriformes; Clariidae
Product: myocilin-like
Exons: 2
Coding region: 90-1310 (406 amino acids)
Biological process (GO): signal transduction; osteoblast differentiation
Cellular component (GO): Golgi apparatus
Source: RefSeq, a predicted model, not a curated record
GACAGCUAACAAGUGGUUAAGCAGGAAGAAAACUCUGAUUUGUGACACUUUUAAAAAAUAAAGAGAAACCUGUCUCUUUGCACCUAACCAUGUGGAUGAGGUUUGAGGUGUUUGUGUUCUUCUUCGUUCUGGAUGUCCAGGGUCAGGACCAAGCCUCGUUCCCCAGGUCCAGUGAUGGUCGCUGCCAGUACACCUUCACCGUGGACAACCCGGUGGAGUCCAGCUGUCCUGGCACAACAGAAGCCGAAAAUCUGAACGCUCGUAUCACGCUGCUUGAGACAGCAUUGAGCAGUCUGCUGGGAGCCGAGUCAGGAACGGAGACAAUCAGGACUCCAGCGGAGACAGAGGAGAUGCGGCAGCUUCUUCAGGAUAAAGAUCUGCUGAUCAGGAAGGUGAAGGAGCUGCAGGGACGAGUGGAGGAGCUCACAGUGGAGAAGGAGAUGCUUAGAAAGGAACCCUGUCCACUGGUCCCUGACAGCGAGGACGGAUUUGGCGUUAAUAGAGCCAGUGGCUGUGGGGAACUUGUUUCUGUCAGUAAGCCUGAGACGCAUCAAAAGACGGACAGCAUAACGGGGAAAUACGGGAUAUGGUUCCAGGACCCCGAGUCUCCAGGAGCUCCGUACGGACCAGACACGGUGUGGCGCAUUGACACCGUGAGCAGCGAUGUACGAGAGCUGUAUGCCUACGAAAACCUGGAGCAGUUCGCUCGUGGCUACCCCAUGAAGGUCCUGCUUCUACCAGAGUCAAUGGAGAGUACCGGGGCCACCGUGUACCAGGGUUCACUUUUCUACCAGCGCAAACAGAGCCCCAUGCUGCUGCGUUAUGACCUCACUGCUGAGAAGAUCAUGGUCCGUAGAGAGCUGCCACACGCCGGCUUCCAUGGCCAGUACCCUUACUCCUGGGGAGGCUACACGGACAUCGACUUGGCUGUGGAUGAGAACGGACUGUGGGCCAUCUACAGCACGGAAAAGGCUCGCGGAGCCAUCGUCGUUUCUCAGCUGGAUCCUGAGAACCUGGAAGUGACCAGGAGCUGGGAAACCAGCAUCCAGAAGAACAAAGUGGCGAACGCCUUCAUGGUGUGCGGCAGGCUGUACACAGUGGCCAGCUACAGAGCCAACAGGACCACCAUCAACUUUAGCUUCGACACGGCUAGUGGCCAGAGCAAAGCGGUGGAUAUAAGAUUCCACAAUCGUUAUGGCUACAACAGCAUGAUAGACUACAAUGCGGCGAGAAGGAAGCUGUACUCCUGGGACAACUUCCACAUGGUCACCUAUGAUGUGAAACUCACUGCAGCCAGCAGCUCACAAUGACAAACUGUGAUUUUAGACACAAGAGGCAGUGAGUGUAAUGGUUAUAACACCUGAUCCCUUUGUAAUUCAGCAGGGAAAAAUAGGCUACACUUGCAACAAUUUGUAACUUACUGCCAUCUUCUGGUUAAGUGAUGAAAUGCAGGUAGAGUGAUAGAAUAGAGUGCUUACAUUUAUUUAUGCCUUCUUGAUUAUUCUAUUUGGAUCCUUUAGUGUAUGAGAUAGAAAUCAAUCUUCCCUUCAUUAUAAGGAA